Molecule: messenger RNA, 2358 nt
Organism: Penicillium soppii
Lineage: Eukaryota; Fungi; Ascomycota; Eurotiomycetes; Eurotiales; Aspergillaceae
Product: heat shock factor family protein
Exons: 2
Coding region: 1-2358 (785 amino acids)
Biological process (GO): regulation of DNA-templated transcription
Molecular function (GO): sequence-specific DNA binding; DNA-binding transcription factor activity
Source: RefSeq, a predicted model, not a curated record
AUGAGCUCGCAAGGAAUGACGAGAAAGCGACCUGCACCGGGAACAGUCCCAGUUGCUCACCCACAAAUAAAUACUCUCCCCGCUGGACUACCAAACUUUCCGACCACAGCCAACCCCGGUUCUCAGCUCUCAAACGAUCAAUUCUUACAAUGGGGUCAGAACCCCUCCGCUAAUACCGCCGCCAACUCCGCUUUUCCCGAAAACCCCUACAACGCCGCAGCAUUUGUACCGCCUCAAGAUGCAUCCGCACCCGCUGUGACAGCGUCUAACCAACUGGCUCGCCGCCAAGCGACCCAGAACCAAACCCCGAACCAGAACCAGAAUCAGAUGGUCAGCAGAAACCGCGGAUACGAGCAGCCUCCCGCCUCAUAUGUGGAAAACGGAGGGAGCAAUGGAAAUGGCGAAAGCGGAGCAUGGGGAGAGUCACUAGAAGAGCUUUAUCGGCGGGCUUUGACCGCGAAGAGAGAUUCACAAGCCAAGCGGAAGCAAAUCCCACCGUUUGUGCAAAAAUUGAGCAGCUUCUUGGAUGAAUCUAAGAAUACUGAGUUGAUUCGAUGGUCUGACGAUGGAAAUUCCUUUGUCGUUCUAGACGAAGAUGAAUUUGCAAGAACUUUGAUUCCAGAACUUUUCAAGCAUAACAACUACGCCUCAUUUGUUCGGCAGCUGAACAUGUACGGCUUUCAUAAGAAGGUCGGGCUGUCCGAUAAUUCAAUGCGUGCCAGCGAACGAAAAAACAAGAGCCCUAGCGAAUAUGCCAAUCCUUAUUUCAAACGAGGCCAUCCGGAUCUGCUAUGGCUGAUUCAAAAGCCGAAGAAUGCCGGAGGUGGUCAUGCGAGUAAACCCAGCAAAGGUGGCACCCGUGUGAAGACAGAGGAUAUUGAUGAUAACGACAUGGACGAGUACGUCGAAGAGGGCACACAGGCUCCUCGCGACACUCGUGCUCCUCGGCCUCAGCAAUUGUCACUAGUCACGGAUUCUUCAGUGCCAAAUGAUCAGCUUUCCGGGGUAUAUCGGGAACUUCAAGCUAUUCGUCAGCAACAAUCAAUUAUCUCCACCACAAUCACAAGGCUGCGUAAAGAACAUGAGCAGCUCUAUUCUCAGGCGGCCAACUUCCAAGAGCAGCACACUCGUCACGAGAAUUCUAUCAAUGCGAUUCUCACAUUCCUCGCAACUGUCUACAACCGCAGUUUACAGGGGGAGGGUGGACCACAAAACCUCGCAAAUUCUUUUGCGGGGGCUAUCUCGCAAGACCAAGGAAAUAUCGUGGAUGUUGAUGAUGACUAUCUCAGUAAUGCUUUGGGAUCCAUGACAAGCCCCAACGGCCAGAGAAUGAAGAAGCAACAGCUGCUUCUAAAGGCCCCUCCUACCUUGGACGAUAAUAAUCGUGCCUCCACAAUUUCACCAGCAGCCAGUGGUCAAUAUGACACAAGAUCUCGCGGUCAUGCCCGGCAACCCAGUGCCACCCAGUCUGGCCAUGUCGAGGAGGUCUUUGACCACAGCCCUCGGGCAAGCGCUUCAAAUAUUCCUCAAGGGCAGCAGGCAGACGACACAUUCCCAGAACAGGAUAUUAUGUCUGUCAUCCAGAACUCCAAUGCGCGUAAUGGGCUCUCAACAAACUUCUCCGAGUUCCCUAAUGUGCUUUCCUCCCUCGAAAACCAUGGUGGCAAUGUCCCACUCACGGCCAACCAACGUGCCGACAUGCUACGACUCAUGGCAAACGAGACCAAUUCGACAAAUCCACCCUCUGGCAUGUCACCUAAUAAUGCCCUUAUCUCGCCGACUCCACCACCAAUGCCCCACAACUACUCAAACCGGCUCGCCAGCACCCGGCAAGAGAUCGACAAUCUUGUCAAGAUGCAAGCUGAACAGGAUCGUUCUGUCCAAAACCUGACCAGUCUUCUCCAGCCCCUCAGCCCGAAUGGCACGAUUCCUGGCAUCGAAAAUGAUAGCAAUGUUCCUCCUCCUCCGCUUGACCUCGACACGAUUUUUAACAAUGACUAUUUCACCGAUAUUGGAGACUCAGGCUCUGGCAUCAAAAGGCCGGAGGAUCCAAUGAGCCAUUUGGCGACAGGUCAAAUCAACCAUGACAACGUGGGGACUAGCCAAGGCGACGAUGGGGAUACAAAUGACCUCUUCGAUUUCGACCACAUUCCCAACGAACCCGAUCUCUUUGAAACCACCCACGGGCAAGGCGAACAUCCCGCCUUCAACUACGGCUUCGAUGGCGCCGGAUACGACGACUCGGGACGAGUCAUCGAGCAGUUGACGGACAGUGAAACAACCAGUCCAGCAGCAACUGAGAAACACGGCGAAGCAGAUGACGGCGGCAGCGCCACGAAACGGCGCAAGAAGGCGUGA